CAGUUACGCCAAUUUUUAUCAUGAAAACCUUUCAGGAAGAUCUGGAAGACAAUUUAUCAUUCAUUCAAGAACACGAGAAUGUAAUCAACAGUCAUCUCGUAAAUUUUAUAACUGAGGAUUUAUGGGAGAAAUUACCGAGUGAUUUACAAGUGGAAUUGCAACAAUUCGAAGGGGAAAUGGAUUUUUUAUUAUUAGUAAAACGAUGUCCUGCAUUAAAAUUGAUGAUAGACAGAGCGGAGACAUUGAGUUUGAAGAGUAAUCCCAAAGUUCUGGACUUAGAAGACUUUUCAGUUGAGUUUUUAAACGAUACUCUAAAUUCUGAAGAGAGAAAUUCGUUGAAAGACAUUCAGAAUGAUUUUAUGAAGGACAAGAAGAGAUACGAGAUUUCAAAUUUCGCAAAAGUCAUCGCCUGUUUGGCAAAUGGAAAUAAAUGCCUGGUUAUUGAUGCUGGGGGAGGAAAGGGAUAUCUGGCGACUCAUUUAUCCAAUAAAUAUUCAAUCCCGGUUUUAUCACUGGAUUCCAACCCCAGGAGAAACAAAAGUGCAAUCAAUCGACAGAAAGUACUGGAGAAAACGAAAAAUCAAACAUUUCCACUUUCACAGCAUUCUGUUGAAUUUAUCCACGACAGUACUAAUUUUUCGGAGUUAGUCAAAUCUUAUUUUCCUGAUUGGAGGGGAGAGGAUUAUCUUCUCACUGGACUCCACACUUGUGGACCUCUAGCCCAUUCUAUUAUCAAAACUUUUACUCGUUCUGAGACUUUGAAAAUUCUCUGCGUCGUCUCCUGUUGUUAUCAUUUAACAGAAGAAUUUCUGACUACUGACGUCAAUUUUUCAAAGACCAUGCGGAUGUUGGCUCAACAGUCUGUCGAGAGAAUUUCUGCUAAAAAUGCUGAACAACCCAUUUCGAUUUUUUAUAGAUCUCUUCUGCAACUUUUGCUGAAAAAUCUGAAAAUUCCGGAUGUUAAAAUAGGAAGAGGAGCUCCAACCGAGGAUUUUCAGACUUACGUUACCUGGAGUUUAACGAAAAUUGGAUUACCUCCCGAUCAAAUUCCUUCCGAAAAAGACUUGAUCGAUCUCCAAAUGAAAUAUUCAAAUUAUCGUUGGAAGUUAAACAUUUUUCAAACAAUUAGAGCGCACAUGGGAUCCGUCAUCGAGUCUUCUAUAAUCCUAGAUCGCUUCAUUUAUCUCCAACAAUCCGAAAAGUGUUCCAAAUUAUCGAUAGUACGCGUUUUCGAUCCAUUAUUAUCCCCCAGAUGCUUCGCAAUAAUUGCAUUGAAGUAAAAUAAAAAAACCUGGAGGAAUAAUAUUAAAAAAUGACGAGAAUUAUCAACUCCUUAUUUUUUAAACGAAUAAAAACGAAAAUUAUAGUU
This is a messenger RNA of Fopius arisanus, 1369 nucleotides long. RefSeq names its product methyltransferase-like protein 25. The coding region runs from base 21 to 1280 and encodes 419 amino acids. The transcript is spliced from 3 exons. The record is from RefSeq and is a predicted model, not a curated record. NCBI's taxonomy places the organism in Eukaryota, Metazoa, Arthropoda, Insecta, Hymenoptera, Braconidae.